Molecule: messenger RNA, 4453 nt
Organism: Trichobilharzia regenti
Lineage: Eukaryota; Metazoa; Platyhelminthes; Trematoda; Strigeidida; Schistosomatidae
Source: the annotation of a GenBank genome assembly
GUUUUUAUAUGCUAAAAUGUUUCUCUCCCCACUCACUGUGCUUGAUUUUCAGGGUCACUCGCGAUUUUGAUUUGCGUUUCGUGUUCUCUGUUUAAACAUGCCGAUAUACGACUACGAAGGAUAUGUAGAUAAUGAUGAGGUUGAGUCAAAUGCAGAUGUCGCUAUUGAUCCAGCAUGGGAACUACAGCAGAAAAAGACCUUCACCGCAUGGUGUAAUGCUCAUUUAAGAAAUGUUAAUGAGCAGAUCGACGUAAUCGAAAAUGAUUUCAGAGAUGGUCUUAAAUUAAUGAAGCUCCUUGAAGUAAUUUCAGGCGAACGGUUGCCGAAACCAGAUAGGGGGAAAAUGCGUUUCCAUAAAAUUGCAAACGUUAAUAAAGCUCUUGAUUUCAUUGAGAGCAAAGGGGUAAAGUUGGUUUCCAUUGGAGCUGAAGAAAUUGUCGACGGUAACGUUAAAAUGACUCUUGGCAUGAUUUGGACAAUCAUUCUUCGCUUUGCCAUACAAGAUAUUCAGAUCGAAGAUUCCUCUGCAAAGGAGGGUUUGCUCCUGUGGUGUAAAAGGCAAACUGCACCAUACAAAAAUGUUCGCGUUGAAAACUUCCAUACAAGCUUCAAAGAUGGCUUGGCAUUUUGUGCAAUUAUACAUAGAAAUCGUCCACAACUAAUUGACUACUACCAACUUGAUUCGAGUGAUCCUUUGAAAAAUCUAAACCUUGCGUUUGAUGUUGCUGAAAAACACCUUGAUAUUCCUAAAAUGCUUGAUUCUGAAGAUAUGGUAAUCAGUAGGAAAUGUGAUGAACGUUCUGUUAUGGCGUAUCUGUCUUCAUAUUACCAUGCAUUCUCAGGUUCCCACAAGACAAAUAUUGCAGCCACUAGGAUUGCUAAUAAUCUGCGGAUGAUCCGUGAGAACAACAGUUUAAUAGACUGCUAUGAAACCAUUUCCAGCAAUUUGUUAACGUGGAUACAAAUGAAACUCGAAGAAUUUGGACAUCGUGAUCCUCAGAAAUCCGUUUCCGCCGUCGAAGGGUUGCAGCAAAAGUUCCGACUGUACUGCCGCCAGGAAAAGCCAUCCAAGUUACAAGAAAAAGCUCGCCUUGAAACAACGUAUAAUACACUUCAAACUCGCCUACGCUUAAAUAAUAAGUCUCCAUAUGUACCGGCUGCUGGACGCCUAAUAACAGAUGUUGCCAAGAAUUGGAGUUCUCUAGAACAAGCUGAUAAAGUCUAUGAGGAAUGGCUGCUGGAAGAGUUACAAAGGCUAGAACGUCUUGAGUAUUUAGCAAAAAAGUUCGAAGUAAAAUGUUCUACUCACGAGGCAUGGACAAAUGGAAAGCCAGAAGCACUUGCUUCAAAUGAUUUUCGUUCAGCUACCUUAGCAGAAAUGCGCGCAUUCCAGAAAAAACACGAAGCUUUCCAGUCGGAUAUGACUGCUCAUCACGCUCGCAUAGAGCGCAUACAAGCGUUGUCUGAAGAAUUGAAUAAACUCAAUCAUUUCAACAUGCAAGCUUUCAAUCAACGUUACAAAUCUAUUGUAACUACUUGGGAUGAGAUGAAAAAGCUGUCUGCUCAAAGGGAACGAGAAAUAUCUAAAGCUUUGACUGCUUUAGAGGAAAUUGAUCAACUUCAUCUAGAUUUUGCAAAACGAGCAGCGCCUUUCAACAACUGGAUGGAACAGACGGAAGAGGAUUUACGUGAUACAUUCAUUGUUCACACAAUGCCUGAAGUGGAGCGAUUAAUUGCAGCUCAUCAAACUUUUGAAAGUACUCUGGAUGAAGCUGAAAGUGAAAGUCGCCAACUUCAACUAUGCGCACAAAAAGUUGAACAAAUAGCUGAAGAGUAUAAAUUAGUGAAUGCUAACCAAAAUCCCUACACAAACAUCAAGCCUCAUGAACUUCCACAACGUUGGAAUAUGAUUCGAGAAUUAACACAGAAACGAAGUGCUUUGUUGCAUAGUGAACGCGAACGUCAAUUGGCCAAUGAUAAAUUACGACGUGAAUUCGCUCAAAAAGCUGAAGCAUUCAACUCAUCCAUUGAAACUCAUCGUGCUGAGAUAGUUAAAGUUGGCAUGGAAUCACGUGGAGCAUUAGAAGAUCAACGGAAUUAUUUACAAAAACUAGAAGCUGAAUUAAAUAAGCAUCAGAAUAAAUUGAAUGAAUUGGAGCAUGUUAACCAGGCAUUAGAGGAUGCUUUUGUAUUCGAAAACCCGUAUACCGUUUAUUCAAUGCCAACAUUACGUGUUGCAUGGGAACAGCUAUUCACCUUAUUACAUUAUUCAGUUAAUGAAAUUGACAAUCAAAUAUUAACUAGAGAUUCAAAAGGAUUAACAGCGGAACAAAUGAAUGAUUUGCGUACAUGCUUUAAACAUUUCGAUAAAAAUAAUACUGGACGCUUAGAGCCAAAUGAAUUCAAGGCUUGCCUUGUUUCAUUGGGUUAUAAUUUCAGAGAUGAUAUUAAAAAUUCUGUGCCUAAUUUGACAUCUGGAUCCCGUGGGUCUGUAUGCGCGGAAACUGAUUUCUCACGUAUCAUAAAUGAAGUUGAUCCCGGCCAUACAGGUUAUAUAUCAUUUGAUGCCUUCUUAAACUUCAUGACACGGGAUAACGUGGAUGAGGCAACUGAAGAACAACUUAUUCAGUCAUUUAAAACAAUGGGAGGAGAUAAGGGUUAUAUCACUGCUCAGGAUAUCAAAGAACGUCUUUCUGCCGAUGAUGCAGAAUAUUGUCUUGCGCAUAUGACUGCAAUGAAUGGACCAAUGGGUGAUUCUGGUGCAUUGGAUUAUGAACGUUUCGCCUAUAGUAUAUGUGGUCGAAAUCCAAUAUAAUAGUGAUGAUAAAUAUGUUUGUUUUUGAAAUUGUUUCUCUUUUUUUGUUCUUUAAAUUGAUUAUUUGUCCUACCGCUUUGUCUCUCUCACACAUCCAUUCAUUCCUUCAUCUUUUCAAUCCUCAUUUUUGUGUAUUUGCUUUUUCUGGAGAAAAAUGCAUGUUUCUUUUUGUUUGGUUUACAUGUCUUCAUAUACAUAUAUUUGUAAUCCUAUAUAAUAUUGAACAUAGAGCACUGAUGUAUCCUCAAGUUCCUGUUUCUUAUUUCACCCUUUGAGGCUAUUCUAUAAUUAUUAUUGCAAACUAUAAAUCUGUUUGCAUCUACCUUCCAUUGUGUAUUCCUGGAGAUGGUUUAAUAAAUGAACUUAUAAACUUAUGUGAACAUCUAGAUGAUUUUCAGGUGAAAAAGAAAAGAACUAUAUAAUGCUCAAUUAAUUGAUUGAUUGGAAUGCUGCUUAUGAGUGUCCAUCGACCGAAUGGAUGGUCAGUUGGUUAUACUUUACACCAGUUUUCUUUUAUAUAUAUAUAUAUAUAUAUAUAUAUAUAUAUAUAUAUAUAUAUAUAUAUAUAUAUACAUGUAAUAUCCUUGUAUACUCAUCUACUUUGUACUACAUUGUAUUAUUGGCAUAGAAUAUGUACGCAACAAUCUGGUUAUACAACUCUGAAGUUGUAUGUUCCCAGUUAUCUUUCCUAAUUAUCUGCGUAUAUAUAUACGUACUCUGGUACCCACUAAUGAGAUCUAUAUCUAUUGCCUCUCUGUUUUCUCUGAACAAGUAACACACUGCUCCCAUAUAAUUUCCUUAUUUUCUUCAUCGUCAGGAGGUGGUACUUUCUUUUGGUUUUAGCCACGUCAUUUCUUCACUCCUUUUGUGUUCAAAUACGUUUUAUGUGCUACCGCUGCCUUAUCUAACGAUAAUAGUGUUCAUCUGUUGUUUUGCUUAUUGUCUCGUUUGAGUUGCUGUUUUUUUGAAGGGAGAUUAUACACAAGCCUUUGUCUUCUCAUUAAAUACCAUUUGGAAGGAGAGAUUGUUUUACAACUGUAAAAUAAGUAUAGGAUAAAUUAAAUAUCUCAUAUAUUCCUCACUUUUAUAUAUUGGGGAAGGAAUUGCUCACUUACUAAUACUACUACUUAUUGCCAGGGUUACUAGCUGCCUGUAACUCUACUUCAUUCCUGUCAUUUUGUGUGUGUGUGUUAUUUUGUCUCGUUUUUUAUUUAUUUUGGAUAUUAUCUAACCUUUUUUAAUAAGAAAAAAGGCUAUUUUGAGAUUACCAGUGGCGCUUACUUAGCUCCAUAUUUGAUAUCUUCCAUGUUAUACGUGAUGGCUCUUUUUCUCUCCUUGUCUAGUCUGAUAUUUUGUUUGCUGCGAUUGUCUCGCUGCCUUCCUCACUUCCCACACAAAAGUCUCUCUCUCCCUCAGCUUGUUUAUUUUGUCUGGCUUAAUCUCUCUUUUCCUCUCACACUCUGAAUUACAUUUUUACAAAUGAGUAAAAAGACUAAAAAGAAGGACACUACAGUGGCAUAUUUGCAUCCAUCAUAUCCUGAGUUGUAAUGUUGUUGUUGUUUUUAGCCACCGUUUUUUAUUUAAUCGUUAUACCAUAUCGAUAUAAAUUGAAAUAAAAUAAAUCUUGUUUUUUUAGAA